Messenger RNA from Plutella xylostella (diamondback moth), 1345 nucleotides. RefSeq names its product LHFPL tetraspan subfamily member 2a protein. Gene Ontology annotation, cellular component: membrane. The record is from RefSeq and is a predicted model, not a curated record. NCBI's taxonomy places the organism in Eukaryota, Metazoa, Arthropoda, Insecta, Lepidoptera, Plutellidae.
AUUCAGUUCCUCUAUUUUUAUUUUUUAUUGAUUUUUCGGCUGCCAAGUUUGUAUCUAUUGAUUUUCAGUUAUUGAUUUUCUUUUCAAAAGCUCUGCGGAGGACGCUCUGGGAGACUUGAUACCAACGUGUGAGAUUGAAUCAAACGUCCCUGUGAAAUAAACCUAGUGAUUUAAUAUGUGUUUCGUUAUUAUAACCGGUAGAAGCUUAAUAUGGCUCUUACUAAGUUUGGUUUCCUUUAUGUUAAUUUUGACUGGGAUCAUGACCCCUAAAUGGUUGAUGGGCCAGCCCCUCGUCGUUACAGAAGACAACGUAACCAGAUUCUUCAUACCUAGCGUUGGUAUUUACAACCGCUGCAUCCGCAUGAGCGAUGGUCAGAACCACUGCGGUUCCUUCUCCUUCUACGGGCUCCACACCGACUCCACUGUCUACCCGGCUCCGUGGAAGGCUGCCAUGUUCUUCUUGUCAUUAUGCGCGGCCAUCCAGUUCGCCACAGUCCUGGGCGGGGUGCUGGCGUGCUGCGUGCAGGCAGUGUUCAAGAAGAGCGUGGUGUCUUUAGCCGGCGCCACUCAAGCUUUGGGAGGAGUGUUCGGCGUGAUAGGCCUGGUGCUCUACCCUUGGGGCUGGGGCGCCGCGCGUGUAAGGAGGCUGUGUGGGGAGAACUCGCAGCCGUACAUACCUGGAGACUGCUCUAUCGGCUGGGCCAUGUUCGUGACUUCAACCGGAGUGGGUCUAAUAUUCCUAGCCAGUGCCCUAUCGAAGACAGCAGACAAAGCGGCCAAUUCGGACAAAGUACAGUUCCAGAUUGACGAAGGAAAACAACUAAUAUGUUUAGCCUGAUACGGUUACUUCAUUCAAUUGCUGGCGUUGUUCGUUCGGUCUUUUGGUGAGAAGUUUCGUUCAUUCAAUAGUUGACGGUUUUUUGUAGGAUUUGUCGAGUUUUUGACUUGCACUGUAAUAUGUUAGUUUGCUUAUUAGCUACUAACUGAUAGACUAAAAGUAUUACGUAUAUGGGAAGGAAUUAAAUUUAUCAGUUGAUUUUGGCCACGGCUAAACAAAUAAGUAAUGUCGUGUAAUAUUAUAUUAAAUGAAAAAAAAAACAUAAGUUUGUUCGCAAAAAAACAAACCUACUGUCGCCACCAUAACGCUAUCUAUGAUUUAGUUAUUUUUUAAGAGCUUAUAGAAAACUUCCCAUUGUAAAAAAAACGAAAACAUUUUGACUGAACUAAGAAGUAUUCAACCAGUGUUUCUCAAAGAGUUCCAUCCAGUUACUGCAAUUUUUGUGUUCAAUGCUUGUAUUAGUGACAUAAUAUUAAGGGUGGAUUAUUAUCUGUGAUCAUACCGAAG